AUGCCACAAAGAAAGCGGACAAUGGAGAGCCCCGAACCAACAGAGGAAGUUGAAGUCAAAAAGCCAACUCCGGCUCCAGAGAAGGUGGAAUUCGUGCAGAGAUCGUUGGCAUCAGAUGAGCCAGCUCCAUUCUCAGAUGAGGAAGAGGCCAUUCGAAUCAGAGAGGCGGUUGAUUACUCCAAGAAGAUCACACUAGAAAUUGCGAAAGCAGGCGAAGCUGGAAGACCUGUUCGAAUCUAUGCAGACGGUAUAUACGAUCUAUUCCAUCAUGGACAUGCCAAUCAGCUACGUCAAGUCAAGAAAAUGUUUCCAAAUGUGUACUUGAUUGUCGGCGUUUGUAGUGACUAUGACACUCACAGAUACAAAGGAAGAACUGUAACAUCGGAAACCGAACGAUACGAUGGAGUGCGCCACUGUCGAUACGUAGAUGAAGUGUACAGAGCAUCACCAUGGUUCUGUACCGUGGAGUUCUUGAAAGAGAUGAAAGUCGACUUCAUCGCUCACGACGCUAUUCCAUACGUGGCUCCAGGAGAGGAGGAUCUUUAUGAGAAAUUCCGCAAUGAAGGAAUGUUCCUUGAAACCGAGAGAACUCAAGGAGUUUCCACCAGUGACGUUGUUUGCAGAAUCAUCCGUGAUUACGACAAAUACGUCCGUCGUAACUUGCAGAGAGGAUACUCUGCAAAGGAUCUCAACGUUGGAUUCUUGGCUGCCAGCAAGUACCAGAUCCAGAACAAGGUCGAUUCUUUGAAGAGCAAGGGAAUCGAGUUGUUGUCAACAUGGAAAAGCAAGUCAGAUGAUCUCAUUCGUGAUUUCGUUGGUACCUUCCACAGAGAUGGAGGACUUAAUGCCUUUGGCGGAAGACUGAAGGAAAUUCUUUCUCGGUCUCCAUCUCGUGAAGGAUCUCCAGACAGACUCGAAAAACAAUCCGAAACUCAGGAUGAGGAAGAAGAGGAAGAUCUCGACGAGUACAUUGAUGCUGAGGAAGAAGAAGAGACAACUGUCGAAGACGUCAAGACUUCAGAAAAGCCAACCACCUCAUUGAAGCACUAA
Caenorhabditis briggsae is the source of this 1050-nucleotide messenger RNA. It is a transcript of the gene Cbr-pcyt-1, whose product is annotated as Protein CBR-PCYT-1. Bases 1 to 1050 code for a protein of 349 amino acids. Gene Ontology annotation, biological process: CDP-choline pathway. Gene Ontology annotation, molecular function: phosphatidylcholine binding; choline-phosphate cytidylyltransferase activity. The record is from RefSeq and is a predicted model, not a curated record. NCBI's taxonomy places the organism in Eukaryota, Metazoa, Nematoda, Chromadorea, Rhabditida, Rhabditidae. The transcript has 5 exons.